Aedes albopictus (Asian tiger mosquito) is the source of this 1181-nucleotide messenger RNA. Its product is annotated as protein maelstrom homolog. Lineage: Eukaryota; Metazoa; Arthropoda; Insecta; Diptera; Culicidae. Bases 42 to 1181 code for a protein of 379 amino acids. The transcript has 4 exons. Gene Ontology annotation, cellular component: P granule; nucleus. The record is from RefSeq and is a predicted model, not a curated record. Gene Ontology annotation, molecular function: sequence-specific DNA binding. Gene Ontology annotation, biological process: male meiotic nuclear division; regulation of miRNA-mediated gene silencing; negative regulation of DNA-templated transcription.
UGAAAAGGUUAAGAAAAAAAUCGAUCUCGUGUGGAAAGAAGAUGGCUCCGAAGAAAUUUAGCAAACGGAAUCACCAGCCCAAAGGCCCAUACUACUUCUUCAUGAUGGAGUUCAAGAAGAAGCAGGAAGGUGCCGGACACGUCUUCCGUCGCGGGAUGCACGAGGUGCAGCAGCGGGCGUCGCCCUACUGGAAUUCAAUGACCAACGAGCAGAAGGAACCCUACCAGAAGAUGGCCCAAGAACACAGGGAGUGGCUGCGUCAGAACAGCGAAAAGUAUACCUCUCAGGGCAUACCGCUGGCAAUGGUAGAAGCAGAGCAGAAGGCCAAACAGGCCAAGGGAGACCUGAUCAAGAACACGGUCAGCGACAUGCUGGACGAGGUCGUGGCCAAUAAUGAACUGGAAAAACUGGAGUUCUACUUCAUCUCGUUUGCCUACUUCUGCGUGACAUCCGGAGGCACCUACAUCCCGGCCGAAAUGGGUUUGGUGCGGUACAGCCUGAAGGACGGCGUCAUGGACAAACUGCACAUGUUCAUCGAUCCGGGAAAGCUUCCCCUGGGCAUGGCAUACGAUGCCAAGCAACACUCGGAGAGUGAUCACCAGCUUCCGAUCCCUCCGGACGCCAAGGGGGAAAAGGACAACGACGAAAUCAUCCUGAAGCUGUUCAGCUUCCUGUCCCAGCAGGAGAAGAUGCCUCCGUUGUUCACCGAGACCAACGACAUCCGGAUGGUGGAGAACAUCCUGAAAGGAAUCCUGAACCAGGGAUCGAUGGACGAGAAUACCCUGCUGGUCUGUCCUCUGUCGGAGCUGUUCUAUCAGCUGAAGCGAGCUACCGAAAGCUUCGAAAUGGACAUCAAGACCUUCCCCUCGGUACACAUCGCCCAGGCCAUCAUCCAGAAGGACGUCUACGAGUACACCAAGGACAUCUCGUGCGAGUUCCACGAGGAUCAGGGCAACGGCAAGUAUUGCCCUCUGUCCCGGUGCGUCCGCUGGGCCUACAUCAUAUCGGACAGCUGCUGUCUGGAUUUGAGUAUCGAGAUGAAACCGGGUCGCCAUCUGCCGAUGAACGCGGACACUGCCCUGUGCAACACGACCGAGAUUUGCGACACCAGCUCGUACAUCAGCAACCAGAUGGACAACUGUUCGUUUGUGUCCGGACAGCUACCCAAAAAAAUGGUGUAA